Molecule: messenger RNA, 574 nt
Organism: Nicrophorus vespilloides
Lineage: Eukaryota; Metazoa; Arthropoda; Insecta; Coleoptera; Silphidae
Gene: GatC
Product: glutamyl-tRNA(Gln) amidotransferase subunit C, mitochondrial
Exons: 2
Coding region: 93-551 (152 amino acids)
Biological process (GO): regulation of translational fidelity; glutaminyl-tRNAGln biosynthesis via transamidation; mitochondrial translation
Cellular component (GO): mitochondrion; glutamyl-tRNA(Gln) amidotransferase complex
Molecular function (GO): glutaminyl-tRNA synthase (glutamine-hydrolyzing) activity
Source: RefSeq, a predicted model, not a curated record
AUCACAUUAUAAGAAUAACCUUAAAAUUUUAAACUGAAAUAACAUAAGAGUUACAAGAAAAUGUAUUAAUUUGAUUUGAACAACUGUUUGAGAUGAAUUACAUAAGUAGAAGCAUUGUUAGAUUGUACUGCACAAAACCGAGGGUUAUUUUGAACAGAAAGUAUUUAGUUCCAAAGUAUCCUGCACAAAGCACAAUCGAUGCAAGAAAAUUGCCUGAGAGGACAAAGAUUGAUGCAAAUACAAUUGCAUUGCUUGAAAGGUUGUCCCUAGUAGAUUGUGCCAAUCGGCAAAGCAUUGAGACUUUGGAAGAGGCUAUAGCUUUUGCUGAUCAAAUUCUGCAAGUGAAUACAGAAGGAGUAGAACCAUUGGUUACUGUGUUAGAGGAUAGGCCUUUGGUUGUUAGAGAGGACGAAGUAACUGAAGGCAAUAGAAGAGCUGAGGUGUUAUUGAAUGCUUCAGUGGUGGAGGAUGAGUAUUUUGUAGCUCCACCAGGAAACAUCCCAUUAGAAGCAAGAGAAAACCUCUUGCAUGAAGAGGAAAAAUGCAACUAAAGCAAAUACUUAGUCUGAGCCAA